This is a messenger RNA of Amyelois transitella, 540 nucleotides long. RefSeq names its product thioredoxin domain-containing protein 12. The record is from RefSeq and is a predicted model, not a curated record. The transcript is spliced from 2 exons. The coding region runs from base 52 to 537 and encodes 161 amino acids. Gene Ontology annotation, cellular component: endoplasmic reticulum. NCBI's taxonomy places the organism in Eukaryota, Metazoa, Arthropoda, Insecta, Lepidoptera, Pyralidae.
CAACGAUAUUUGAGAUAAAAAUACAUACGUAGUUUCGCUAACAUACAAGUGAUGGCAAGGAAUAUAUCAAAAGCGUUUUUCACGCUAAUUUUCGAGAAGGUCCAUUGCAGCUCUUUGGCAGGGCGUGACAAUGGAUUUGGCAGUAACUACGUAUGGGCAGGAUCCUUGGAAUCUGGUCUUCAGAUAGCCACUCAUCAUAAAAAGCCAAUAAUGGUUAUAAUACACAAGUCGUGGUGUACGGCAUGUAAGAAACUGAAACCAAAGUUCGCAAAUUCGCCGGAGAUUCAAUCUUUGAGCAAACACUUCGUCAUGGUGAAUUUGGUUGAUGAUGAAGAGCCAAAAUCACAUGGUUAUUCACCAGACGGUACUUACAUACCUAGAAUACUCUUCAUCUCUCCUUACGGCACCGUAGACCACGAAAUUUACAACGAAGAAGGAAGCAGCCAACACAAGUAUUUCUACAGCAAACCAGAACAAAUCGCAAAGUCCAUGAAAAAGGUCUUGCAGAAGUACAAACUUGAAACUUUUGACGUAUGAACA